Pyricularia oryzae 70-15 is the source of this 1657-nucleotide messenger RNA. Its product is annotated as SNARE domain-containing protein. The coding region runs from base 79 to 894 and encodes 271 amino acids. The transcript has 2 exons. Gene Ontology annotation, molecular function: SNARE binding; SNAP receptor activity. Gene Ontology annotation, cellular component: membrane; SNARE complex; endomembrane system. Gene Ontology annotation, biological process: Golgi to vacuole transport; intracellular protein transport; vesicle fusion. Lineage: Eukaryota; Fungi; Ascomycota; Sordariomycetes; Magnaporthales; Pyriculariaceae. The record is from RefSeq and is a predicted model, not a curated record.
CACUCUGUGGAAUUUAUAGCUUGAUACACAUCCCGCGGUUUCUGCUCAGACUGUGCGUACUUGGCUUGAUUCGUCACAAUGUCAUUCGAUCAGCUAUCUUCGCUGGAAGCGCAGCAGCGACGGGGAGAUAACAGCCGCGGGUAUGUCGACGACCCCGAUUUUCAGCGUGUGUCGCAAGACAUAAACAACAAACUAUUCAAAGUCAACGGCAACGUUUCCAGGCUCAGCACAGAGAUCAGCCACCUCGGUACAAGACGAGAUACCGCACGUGUGAGGGAAAGGGUGCACGAUUUGCUAGAGGAAUCGAGGGAAACAUUCAGGCAACUGGGCGAGGCUGUCAAGAAACUCCAAUCGUGGGAAGACGUUACGCCAACCCAAAAGUACACACAACAAAAGGCUUCCCGCGAAGUGCAAGCCUCUCUACAAGAGUUUCAGAGCCUCCAACGAAAAGCCUUGGAAAAACAAAGGGCAUCAGUGAGCGCCGCAAAAGCAGUGACAGACGAAGAGGGUGGCAUCCGGAGCGCUGGAGAGGACGGACAAUAUCUCGAACAACAACAGCAACAGGAAGUUCUCAGGCUCGCACCACAGGACGAGGUGGAUUUCCAGGAGGCGUUGAUCAUCGAGCGCGAGGAGGAAAUACGCAACAUCGAACAGGGCGUCAAUGAUCUCAACGUUUUGUUCUCACAAGUGGCACAGAUCGUGUCGGAACAAGGCGAGCAGCUCGACACCAUAGUCGACAAUGUCGAGAAUGUGAGGACAGACACCAGGGGUGCUGACUAUGAGCUGCGCAGCGCCGCGAGGUAUCAGAAGAAUGCUCGUAGCAAGGCUUGCUGCUUGCUCCUGAUUCUAUCGGUUAUUCUGACGAUUGUUUUGCUUGCCAUUUUCCUUGGAUAAGGGUCAAAUGGUGACGGAGGUCGUGGUAAGUCGUCAAAUUCAUAGCCGCGACGGACAGACACUACAGUUCACCAGAAUGCUAUUUUUCUCAUGACACUGCAGCGUCACUGUAUAAUAUCAUCCAUCAGCUGGCGUUUGCGGAGUCUUUUAGUCUUUUAUCCUUAUUCUCUUUGUUAUUAAGCACCUUGUCGAUUGGUGUGCAUGUCUAGCUUUGUCUAUACAGCUAUCUUUAAGCAGCGCGUUUCAGUCAAAUACACUCAGACGCCUCGAGGCCUCUUUCUCCGGCCGUGGCAACAACAUAACCCGAUGUUGACCCGAGGCGAUGACUGCCGUGGGCGCUGGUAGUGGCAUGCACCGAAAAAUCACUUCCGUCAUCAGUGCGGACAUGCAUGAGGUGCAGAUCCAGUACACAUGUAAAGCCGCUGGAAAAUACAUAGUGACGGGGGCGAUGCUUAUCGAACAAAUGAGAAGUAUGCGCCGCAAUCUUGUCCUCGGGUUUAUCUUGUCGCUGUAUUUUUCCAAUGGGCCUCCUCCAAGUAGCUCCCGGGCUGCCUUUACACUCGUAGGAACGAGUCCGAGGUUUGCUGCCAUGGUAAAGGAGAGAAGCCAUGGUAAAACGUGGUAAGGAUCGGGGACCAACAGGUCAGGAAACCAGAGAAGCCCUCCCGUCGCAAGGGACGGUUCUAACGUCGUCGCAGCCGGGAUGGCGACGUCUGCGAUCGUACUUAUACCGGCCGUAGACGCAGUGUCUACUGCAGUGGAA